GCGAGGUUUGCGGAGGCCGUUUGCUGGGUACCGGCGUGUCCCCAGAGCGCCGCGGACGGGCGAGCCGAGCGAGGAGGCGGGAAGGCGAGAAUGAAAGGAAUGUAAUAUGUGAUGAAAAGAUUUGUUACGUUCAGACAACCUGUUCAGAUUCAACAUGUUAAAAAAAAAGGGUCAUUCAUCUAAAAAAGAUAACUUAGCAGUUACUGCAGUGGCUCUGCAGGAUCACAUUUUGCAUGAUCUUCAACUGCAAAACCUUUCAGUAGCUGAUUAUUCGAAAACAAAAGUACAAAAGAAAGAGAACAGAUCUAAGUCUCUAAAAAAGGAUGCAAAAGCAACAAUAGAUACUGGACUUAAAAAAUCUACACAGAGUCCCAGAGUGGAGGAUCCAGAAAAAGAAUAUGUUCUUGAUCCAAAACCACCACCAUUAACUUUAGCACAGAAGUUGGGCCUCUUUGAGCCUCCCCCAUUGCCACUGUCAUCAGAGGAGUGGGAGAAAGUGAAGCAGCGAUCCAUCCUGCAGGGGGAUUCUGUGCAGCCAUGCCCUAUAUGUAAAGAAGAAUUUGAACUUCAUCCCCAGGUGCUGCUUUCAUGUUCCCAUGUGUUUCACAGAGCAUGCCUUCAGGCCUUUGAAAAGUUCACAAAUAAAAAAACCUGUCCUCUCUGUAGAAAGAACCAGUAUCAAACCAGAGUGAUACACGACGGGGCCCGCCUAUUCAAACUAAAGUGUGCCACAAGAAUCCAGGCCUACUGGAGAGGAUACAUUGUUCGAAAAUGGUACAGAAACCUGAGGAAAACAGUACCUCCCACAGACGCCAAAUUGAGGAAAAAAUUCUUUGAAGAAAAGUUCUCAGAGAUCAGCCAGCGCAUCCUGUGCUCCUACAGCACCAACAUAGAAGAGCUGCUCUCCGAAAUCGACCACUGCUUGGCCGUGAACCGAAGCAUUCUGCAGCAGCUGGAUGAGAAGUGCAGCCACGAGAUCACAGAGGAGGCCUGGGAGAAAAUUCAGAUCCAGGCCCUUGGCCGGGAGAGCCUCGAGUGUUCCAUCUGCCUCACCCCACUGGCGCUCAGCGGCGACUGCCAGCCCGCGGCGGGCGCCAGCAGCAGCCAGCCGGCCCGGGAGACGGUGCUGCUCUCCUGCUCACACCUCUUCCACCACACCUGUCUCCUCGCCCUGGAGGAGUUCUCCGUGGGGGACAGCUGCCCCUUCCACGCAUGCCCUCUGUGCCGCUCCUGCUACCAGAAGAAAAUUCUGCAAUGUUGACUUCAUGGUCAGGACGUUCUGAGAGGAAAAAAGCUUAUCUUCAUUUUGGUGAAUUCUGUGAUGUUUUACAGUGUAUUUGUUGUCCAGUGAAAUAAAUUCGAAUAGAUGGAUAGAGGAAAUUAAAUUAUAUUUUAAAA
This is a messenger RNA of Lepus europaeus (European hare), 1398 nucleotides long. RefSeq names its product ring finger protein 32 (gene RNF32). Gene Ontology annotation, molecular function: protein binding. The transcript is spliced from 9 exons. NCBI's taxonomy places the organism in Eukaryota, Metazoa, Chordata, Mammalia, Lagomorpha, Leporidae. Bases 155 to 1261 code for a protein of 368 amino acids. The record is from RefSeq and is a predicted model, not a curated record.